AUGAUCAAAGGAAAAAUAAUCAGACACACAGCGGUGUUCCUUACAUUUUUAUACUGCUCCAUGGUCUCUGCAGAGAUGACAGCUGAUCUGAUGGCUGAGGUAAUAGGAGGCGUCUCUCCCUCGAACAUGAUGGGGCUGUGCAGCUGUCUCCCCAAGGCAACAUGCAAGAACAAGAACCUGGACAAGCUAGCUGCUGUUAUCCUCUCCCUAAAGGAGGCAAUAACAAAGUACGGCGCAAAGGCAAACAUGUCGCAGUGCUACGAUGCUAACACUCUGAUGCAAAUGGGGCUCAUCCCACAGAAUACAGGAACAGAGUGUCUUGACAUCUGGCUGAAUGCCAUCAACCCCUUCAAGAUCCUCACAACUCCCAACUCACAGAUCACAGGAUCAUUCAACACGUGCGAAGAGUUCCACAAGAUUUUAGUGGGCAUUCUUAACCUCCGAUUACCUGAAGGAUACGCUGCAAUAGAGGGCUACCUGGCAAACAAAGCACAGAAUCAGCCCAUGCCAAUGCAGCCCCUUCCUGCACAGCCCUUCCCCUUCCCUCCUUUCCCAGGGCAGACAGGCGCAUGCAGCAACAACGGGCCAUGGGGUGGUGCUCCCGGGAUGUUCAGUCCUCCAAUGUUCGGAGGCAUGGGGGGACAGUCCUCCUGUGGAUCAGGUGCUGCCUUUGGAGAGUUCGAGGGUUUUUCCCCGUCAAAUCUCAUAGAUAUUCUGUCGUUCCACAAGGCCAAUACUAGCUGCCCUGUUAACGGAGAACUGGGGCCUAUGCAGUGCAAGCCAUCGAAUAACGAUAUGAAUCCAGGGCCCAUGCGCGUAUCUCUUAACAGCUGCUGCAGCGAAGGCCCUGACAUAAAUGCUAUCAUGAUGAACGCGCUGAGAGAGCAGCAGCAGAUAAAGCAGAUGAGACAGCCUGGUGCAUGUCCAAUAAAUCCUGCCGUGCUGAUGGGAGUAGCUGAAGCUGUCCACAUGAAUGCGCUAACACAGCAGCCAUGCAAGAAUAAACCUAAUGAUAUCUAUGGAGACGGUUCGCUGCCUCCUAUGAAGGUUACAAUGGGUGGAUGCUGUAGAAACGAAGGAAUGCUGGGAGGGUCUUUGUUUGGAGGCGGCAUGAACGGAUGGAACAGCAAUCUCGGCCUGCCCAGCGGCCUGGGGAUGGGAAUGGGAAGUGGCGGCAGCGGAAACAUCUGCGCAAUGGAAGAGCUCAUGAAGGGCUAUGGUAACGCUGGAAGAACUAGUGCAGGAUACACAGCAUUCUAA
Molecule: messenger RNA, 1260 nt
Organism: Nematocida minor
Lineage: Eukaryota; Fungi; Microsporidia
Exons: 1
Coding region: 1-1260 (419 amino acids)
Source: RefSeq, a predicted model, not a curated record